AUGCGUGGUGGGGUCUUCUCCGUGCGCUCCGGUUUAUAGCCACAUGCAAAGCAAUAACCUAGAAUGAGACUGAUCAAACAUCCGAGUGCAGGAGUUUUCUUGGAAAACCAUGCACCUCGGUGGGGUAUUCCUGGAAUAAUAAAACGGCAGAGGAUGCAACCGCAACCCAAAGCCACAGCAAAGGCGUUACGCACAUACAAAUAUUGUUAAAGACUAUGAUAGCUGCAUACAUUCAUUACAUUUUUGUUUAUAUAUAAAGUUCACGUUGCAUCGCAAUUUGCAUGCUUAACAAUAUCUUUGUUUUCUGUUGAUACAAGUGAUACGAUAAUGUUAUAUUUAUGGUUAACAGAAUGAACAUAACUGUACAGCUACAAAAGAUACGGGGAAAAUGUUUACGAGAAACAGAUUAAAACGAGUUGAAAAAAACGAACUUGGCCCUGGAACAGAAUCUAACAAGCUGGGCCAGAAAUUCUGCGAUUCAUCGACCCUUCGGAGGAAGAGAAACAUCCCACCCAUGGUACACAACACCACAGGUGCACAACACAGCAUCAAUCGCCGCGAAGCGACGGUGACGCUUGUGCCAGGAUAGGUGCACUUUGAAGCCACCACGUGAAGUGUGGAAGGCUCGCAGACAGGAAGGAGGUCACGGGAGAGACCCCGGUGCCGUGGGAUGAAUGACUGGGGAUGACUGGCAGAUGCACCACCUGUCCAUCUGAGAACCCCCUCGAGUCUACACAAGUGCUUUUUGCGAGCACCUAUGGCGGCCAAAACGACACGCAAGGGAGCGGUGUGGUAAGUCCUAGGUCAGGCCGUCUUUGUCUCCCUAGCGUUGAUGUUUACAGCCUGCACCAGGUACUCAUUUCAGGCUGAGUUGAUCUAAGGUUCAAAUAAUCGUCACUUUCGUUGGUGACCGUUAAAGGGGAAUGGAACUCAGGAUGCUGAGUUCGUUUGCGCAGCGCGCUAAUCAGUGCGCCACCGCUCCCCGCACCCUCCCCCUCUCCCUCCCCUCGUGGCAAGGCGCGUCUGCUGAGCGCAGUCGCUCCCCGCACACUGCAUGCGGCGCUCAGACUCCUCUUCUCGCUCCCUCCGCCUCUCUCUCUCCCUCGUCUCUCUCUCUCUCUCUUGCUCCCAGGUGUAGUCGACGCCUCCAGGUGUAGCGGACACCUCCACGCAGAGCCACGCUCGUGUAACUGCGUCUGUGUCAAGUUCACUUUCGUCCGCGUCCCUGCAUCCUCGCCCACUGACAGGGCGAUUCGCUCCACCUCGGACCUUGUGUCGCACGACCAGGAUUCACACUUCCAACAUUCUGACAGGUUUAGUGCCACCAUGCCGGACAAGGAACGGAUCCUUCCCAUGGUGCUUUGGGGUUUGCACGCCCCGAAUCACUGCGUGUCCAGCCUGCUGCUCACAGAAGACCAGCACACAAUUGUGACCGGAUGCCAAGAUGGGCAGCUCUGCCUAUGGAACCUAGACGAAGAUCUCAAGAUCACACCGCGUGCUCUACUUUUUGGACACUUGGCAGGGGUCACCUGCCUGGGUCGGGCCAACCCGCUCCGCGACCACCCCUACGUCGUCAGCUGCGACGAGAACGGGCAAAUGUGUCUGUGGGAUGUAAGCGAUGGGCGCUGUGUGGAGUUCAGGCAGCAUCCGUACGUACAUACAGAAAUGCAUUACUACAAGUGCCCGUACGGCUCGGCGGACGAGGGCUGGCUGCUCUGCUCGGGCUGCUACAGCGACGUCCUCAUCCUGGACGCGCUCACCCUCAAGGUCCUGGGAUCGCUGGCGUCCAAGGACGCACCCAAUUGGAUGGCCACCAUAAGUGUCCUUAGGUGCACAAGAACGCUCGAGGACAUUGUGGUCGGGGUCUCAGUGGCUGGCUUGCUGAAGGUUUGGAAUCUAAGCACUGUUCUCAACAACAUUCAGGACUCGGAGCCGGUGUUUGAGAAGGAGUCGAUGGCGGUGGAUGGCCUGGAUGCUCAGGCCGUCGCGUUCUGCACCUACACCCAGAGCACCUUGCUGCUCGUCUGCUCACACAUCUGGAAGGUUCUUAGCCUGGAGAACUUCUGUGCACGGUGCUGCAUGCCAAGGACAGCCGAUGGGCCCUGGACCGGGGGUGAUUUUUUGGCUGCAAACAAGGUGCUCGUAUGGACCUCGCGAGGCCAAGGUUACAUCUACAAGCUUCCGGACAGUCCAAAGCAGAUGACAGACUGCAGCUCCUUGAACCACGAGGCCCCACUACUGCUCUACAUUCUUGAAGACACACUCCUGGAGCCGCGCGCGUCCCUGCAGGUGCUGCGCUACGCGGAGGGCCGCACGGAGCCCUUCCACAAGCUGCUGCUGCGCGGGGACUCGGAGGGACGCGUGGACACCUGGCUCAUCCCGGACGUGCUCGUACCCAAGCACGACGGCUCCGUGCAAAAGCUGCCGGUGACUUCGUCCGGCAGCCUGCGCCAAGCGUUCGAGGGGACCGCCUCAGACGCCGUGGCGGCGGAAACGGCCCGGUCUGCACCGGGGGCGGAACACGCGGAGGAGCGCACCGCCCUGGUGUACGCGGUGCCGCACGGCCUGCUGGCGUGCGGCUACUCCGACGGGUGCAUCCUCGUUUAUCCCGCUGCUGCCAUGGCCCUCACGCAUUUUCUAAAGGGUGCCCGAGAUAUUGGACCAGAGUGCACGCUGGGUUUGCUUUGUUCCCCACCGACCGGCUGCCUCGACUUGCCAGGCCACUACGCCCUGCAGGGCCACGGCGGCGCCGUGAGCUGCCUGCUCUACCCGCACGAGGCGGCGAGGCGCUACGACUCGCGCUGGCUGCUCUCGGGCGCAGCCGACUUCUCGGUGCGCCUGUGGGACGUGCUCAGCCAGGAGCUGCUGUGCGCCUUCCAUCCGCACGCGGGCUCCGUCACGCAGCUGCUGCUGCCGCCCGAUAACUGCCAUGAGACGGUGCUGCGUUGCGUGUGCUCUGUGGCGUCCGACCACUCCGUGGCCCUGCUGAGCCUGACGGAGCGGCGGCCCCUCCUCCUGGCGUCGCGUCACGCCUUCCCGGUGCAGGCCGUGCGCUGGAGGGCCGCCGACGACCUGCUGCUCGUGUGCUGCUCCGACGGUUCACUCUACGUCUGGCAGAUGGACAGCGCAGGCGUGCUGGAUCGCUGUGUCGUCGGACUGGCAGCCGAGGAGAUUCUGAGCCUGUGCGACGACCACGACCCAGCGGGGGAGUCCGUGGCGCUUGAGCCCGGGGGGCCGUGGGGGGGCCUCCACAAGUACCCACGGCUGCGCUCCUUCAAGACGCUGCCCGCCCACCGUCGCGCCGUGCAGCCACCGAGCCUUGAAGUGGCUGACAAGGACCUGCUUUCCACGCGUGCCAAACUCCUGCAGGCGUUCACCUUCCAAGCCGUAACGCCGAGCGCGUGUGAUCUGGCCAUCCACCUCAUUUUCUUCGACAUGCAGGCGCUCGUGAGCCUUCUGGCCAUCGAGGAGGCCUUGCCAGGCAAGCCUAGCUUGCCUGUAAAAUUUGAGGGCAGCACGAAGCCGCGCAAGCAUGGCCGGCUGCUCAAGAGGGGAGCCUCAGAGACCAUCCUGCACCUCUGUGAGAACUUCAAGUUGUCCGGCGACAAGGAGGAAAGGGAUGACGGGGCCAAGCAGCGCCAGCAUAGUGCGGAGCCGCUCGCAAAGGUGGACGAUCGGUGCAAGUUGAUGGCGGAGGCUCACGCGCGACUCUUCAUGUCCUGCCUGCACCGGUGGGGCCUGGAUCCCGAGCUGGACAAGCUGUGCACGGGUCGCCUCGGGCUGCUGAGGCCUCAAAUGGCCGUCUCGUUCGUGCUGCUCUCGCAGUGCGGCCACACCAUGGCGGUCGCCCUGCCGGGCUGGGACCUGCUGGAGCAGAGGCCCCUCCGCACGGUUGGGUUCCGCACCGGUGCCGAGGCCUCGCGGCGACGGGAAACGGGGGGCGGCCAAGGGGGCACCUCACUGUCAGUGUCGACACGGAGGCAACUGUCGGUCAUCUCUCUCGCAAGCACUCUGGUGGGAAUGUGCACCACCAACCUCUAUGAAAGUGCCCGGACGAGCAGAGAUGGGCACGGCGGUGAGAACGAAAACGGAUCCCCUCGCAGUGAACGGACAAAGAACGUGGGCACGAAACAAGAGAGCUUGAAUAGCGACAAAGAGGGCGGCCUGAACCAGGCCAAUGGCGGCCUGCCAGGCCUCCUGGCUUCCCUGCAUGCGCAGCCGGUGCUCGUGGACAAGCUGAUCAAGCACUGGGAGGGCGACCUUUUGGAAGGGGCGAGUGGCGAGGCUGGCCCCGUGCAAGCGUGCGACCUGGCUUUGGCCGACAGGCCGGCGCGCCACACUCCCGCGGAAGCCCGGGCAGAUCACCCUCACGCCGCAGCGCAAGACAGCGCGUUGAUGCCGCCCGACGUCGUUCCGAGGGGCAGCGCCGACCGGACGAGGCAAGCGAGCCCCUUUCGUCGAAACAGACACUCGUUGGAGCUGGGCCAGACAGCCGACCUUCUCAAAGUGAGCAAAACCCGCCAUGCGAAAAAGGUCUCUUCCUGCAAAGCGUCGUGACUGGCGACAUGCUGCAACGUCCUCCACGGGAAACUCCUCGCUCACUCGCUCGCUCGCUCACCUUGACACCAACCCAAAGGCUCUUCACUGCUGUGGGGUUUUGUCCUUCCCAAGGAUGUCCGUCUGUUUACCUGUCGGUGAAACGGCAAAUCCGUGCAGUUCACACUGAGAACGUCUUCCUCGGUGAUGUCGCCGCUGUCGUGAUGAUCGCGUUCGCUUCUCAAUGGCAGCCCGUCUUGAUGCAGAAUUGGUGUGCUUGUGCUUGUAUUGCAUCGCCCUCUUAGCUCCCCACCCCCCCCCCCCCCGUAACGAUCGCAGUCAUGGGUCACUCAAAGAGAAUUGUUCUCGAAUGGCAGUUGUCUAUGUUUUGUAAAACGUAUAUUAAUAAAGACUAAAUCCAUAGAUUUAAUUCGGAGGUUUUUAAAGGUAUGGGUUUUAUGAAGUCUACCGUUUGGCAAUAUGUUCUUCAAAAUACGUUUUAUCGUUUCAGGUGUGAUGAGAGCUCAUUUUGUUCAUGUUUUUAAUUUGCACAUUCACGGGAAAUGUGUAAACAACCCGUGGGUUGCAACGGAGGCGUAUUCAUGACAGUGUAUGGUACACCGCGAAUGUGCAGGUGGAUUUUGUGUUUGUUUUUAUAAUUAUGAACAACAUUUUGGAAAUGAUUAUUCGUUUAAUGUCGGGGUGAGUUGAUACAUGUUGCUGGACGACACAUCAAUAUUCCUUCAUAUUCUCAUCUCUAAAACAGGCACACUAUAAAUAAUUAGAUCCCAAAAUUCCAUUUAUUUCCUACGUGUUAAAUUGCUUUAGUCUGCGUUUUAAAUGUCUCCAAUCGGACCGUUACGUGCCUGUAUGGACAAAGUGUGGCUUACUGGCAUUUCAUGUCAGUAUCUUGCUUGAAUAAGUGCCGUUUAUUCAAUUAAAAUAUAUUAAAUUAA
Messenger RNA from Petromyzon marinus (sea lamprey), 5492 nucleotides. NCBI's taxonomy places the organism in Eukaryota, Metazoa, Chordata, Hyperoartia, Petromyzontiformes, Petromyzontidae. The record is from RefSeq and is a predicted model, not a curated record.